UCCUGUAAAAUGGCAGGGAGAAAAGUACUAGUAUUUUAUGCAUAUCAAGAGCCCAAAUCUCUGAAUGGAUCGUUAAAGAAUCGUGCAGUAGAAGAAUUGAGCAAACAGGGCUGCAACGUCAUCAUGUCUGAUCUCUACACAAUGCGAUUUGAGCCAAGAGCAACAAGAAAUGACAUCAUCGGUUGCCUGCACAACUCAGAACACGUUGAUUAUGGAGUGGAAUCAUGGGAAGCUUACAAAAGAAGAUGUUUGACCAGUGAUUUGAUUGAGGAACAGAAGAAGGUUCAAGAAGCUAAGUUAGUGAUUUUUCAGUUUCCCUUGUAUUGGUUCAGCAUGCCUGCCAUCAUGAAGGACUGGACAGACAGAGUCUUGGUCCAAGGAUUUGCUCACAACUUCCCGCAGUGUUAUGGUGAUGGCUUGCUCAAGCUGGGUGGAAGGGGGGAGGAGAAGGGGGAGCGGGCCUCGGAGAGUAGGUAUCAGCCCAGGUUGUUGGUAAAAGAGCUGAAGCGAGACAGCAGUGGCUCGAACUUCCUGAAUCUAAUGCUCUGUGAAAAAGCAGAAAGUAGAAUAAUUGACAUACCUCAAGAAACCACCACAAGUCCUUCAACAUAA
Messenger RNA from Chelonoidis abingdonii (Abingdon island giant tortoise), 612 nucleotides. The record is from RefSeq and is a predicted model, not a curated record. Lineage: Eukaryota; Metazoa; Chordata; Testudines; Testudinidae.